AAGGUGUGGUGGCUGGACACCUUCCCACACUACCACAGUACCACGUCAUCGUCCAGGGAGACAGGCCAGUGUAGAGAGAGCACCGGAAUAAAAUCGUCAGUAGCCACCUGAAAGUUGCCAGAGAUGAUGACUUGGUCUCGUCAACUUCUAACACUGCUCACCGUUGUGGUAGGACAUCUGGUGGACGGUGAGUUCAUAUGCUCCGGGGAUGGGUUUCAGUGUUCCAGCUGCAAUACUUUGGCCUACUGCUCCAACGACAAGAUGCAUAUGGAAUUCAGUUGUCCCCCAGACCAGUGGUGCAGCAGCCCAGGAGGUUGUUUUACUCUUGAAAAUGAACAACUGAAGGAGUGUAAGUGCACGAGUUCCCGGGGCUUUAUGGCGGACCCCUUCAAUACUCAGAAAUACAUCAUGUGUGUGGGUGAAGGCUCCCAGACGAACUUGACUUGUCCUGAAGGCAAGGCGUUCAACGUAAAGACUUCGUGUUGUGAGAAACAACCACCUCUUGAGUGUAAUAGGACUGGAUUCUUCCCCGUGUUGCCCUCCUGCACCAGCCACUACAGCUGUAUUCCUGACGGCUCGGGGGGAUACACAGCAGCUGGCCUUACUAAGUGUACUGAGACAGAUUUCGUGUUUGACACCGCUUCACUGGAAUGCGUUAACAAGACGACGAUCCAGGUUAGUCCAGAGCCCACGUGUCCGUCUGGGGAUCUGGUUGCAGCUCUGGACAGUUUAGAGUGCAACGCCUUCCAUCUGUGUCAAGAGGGAACCGUUAUCAGUGGCCCCAUCUGCUGCCCCGUUGAAGGUCAGGUGUUCAAUGUGGACUCCAUGAUAUGUGAGGAGAACACUGAACAAGUGGAGUGUCCCUCCAUCAACCCGUGUGAUGAUCAAGAGUACACUUACAAGUGUAACAGGACACAGAUGCUUUCUGAGUGAGUGUCUUUUCGAUCUACACUUAUCCAUAGGUCCAAGUACUGUACACUACACUACACUUCAGUACACCACACUACACACUGAAGGAAACGUAGAUAUUCUGUUCAAAAAUAUACCCAGACGUAAUCACACACACACACACACACACACACACACACACACACACACACACACACACACACACACACACACGCGCGCGCGCGCGCAGGAGACAAACUGAUUUUUUUGUAAUUCCCAAAGAUUUAAAUAAAAUUUGUGAACUUCAUAUUUAAUAAAGAGUUUUGUGAGUUAUUAAUGACUCAUUGUUAGGUGGAGGAAGAAAUAUUUCAAAGAUAAAUAAAAAUCUAACUUAUUUAGUUAUGAUUGGUUCCUUUCUCAGGUGAUUCAUUUAACUCUGUGAAAAAUAUUAUAGCAUAUAGAUCUAAUAAUUAAGUUGUGUUUUAAGUUAUGUUGGAUGUAUUUAAAUUAUCUGGCUAGAGAAAACAUUCUGUUUGUACUCAAAUUUUAAAGAUGAUAUUGAUCAAGAAAAUUAAUAGUUUGGUCAUAAAAUGAAUAAAUAGA
Molecule: messenger RNA, 1491 nt
Organism: Homarus americanus (American lobster)
Lineage: Eukaryota; Metazoa; Arthropoda; Malacostraca; Decapoda; Nephropidae
Exons: 5
Coding region: 124-933 (269 amino acids)
Cellular component (GO): extracellular region
Molecular function (GO): chitin binding
Source: RefSeq, a predicted model, not a curated record